CGCGGGCGGCGGGCGGCGGGGGUCGCGGGCGGGCGGCGGGCGGCGGGCGGCGGGUGGGCGGGUGGGCGGGGGCGGCGCUGGGCGGGCGGCUGUGGGCCCGCCCCGCCGGCAUCCCCGGCAGACUUCCUCCCGCCGCGGGCGGCCGGCCGAGCAGCUGGAGGAAGCGGCGGCCACGAUGAGCGCGGGUGACGCCGUGUGCACGGGCUGGCUCGUCAAGUCGCCCCCCGAGCGGAAGCUGCAGCGCUACGCCUGGCGCCGGCGCUGGUUCGUGCUGCGGCGCGGACGCAUGAGCGGAGAUCGAGAUGUCCUGGAGUACUAUCGCAGCCAGCGUGCCACCAAGCCCCUGCGCGCCAUCGACCUCAGCGACUGCGCCGUGUCCAGACACGCAGGGCCUGGCUUUGUGCGCAAGGAGUUUCAGAACCGCUUUGUCUUCAUUGUUAAGACUGCGGCACGGACCUUCUACCUGGUGGCCAAGACGGAGGAGGAGAUGCAGGUGUGGGUGCACAGCAUCACCCAGGUGUGCAACUUUGGCCAUCUGCAGGGUGGCGCAGCAGAUCCCGUGGAGAGCCUGGCUCGCACGCCCUGCUCUCUGCAGCCGUCCCGUGCCAGCUCCCUGCACGCCGCCCCUGCAGUCGGCUCUCCCUUGCCAAGAGAUGACCCGAGCUUGGGGACCGUAGCCCCUGAGGAGAGCGGAAGUGAGUCAGACUUUCUCUCCCUUCCUGAUUAUCUGAUUCUGUCCAACUGUGAGACGGGAAGACUGCCCCAUGCCAGCCUGCCCGCCAGGUGCGACAGUUGGUCCACUUCAGAGCGCUCCCUGGAGCAGACUUCCUUUGAUGACGUGUUUGUGGACGGGCUGCAGCCACUGGCAUCUGCCCACCUGCCUGCUGCUGCCUCCCGCCCCGGGAGUGGGCUUCAGGAGGGCCUGUGCAGGCCGCAGGCCCUGCGGUGGGGCCGCGAGUGUGCAAGGCCUACCAGGGACCCCGUGUCCUCCUCUAGACUGCUGGAAACGUCCCUCAGCUCCAGCCUUCAGGCUGACAAGGCCCAGGGGGUGCUGUCCUAUGGGGUGAAGGAGCUGGACUCGGUACCCACCACCCCACCACCCAGACCCCCCAAGCCAAGCCACCUGUUGGAGUGGCGAGAGGAGCCGCUGUGGGGCAGCCGCUACGGCAGCAAGAAGCCCAGCUGCUACAUGGUCCCCAGGAGGAUCUCCCUGUCCAGCUUGGAAGGCGUGAGCACUGGCGCAGCUGACGCGGAGGGCCCGUCCUCACGGCACCGGGACAAGCGGCUGAGUUUGAACUUGCCUUGCAGGUUCUCCCCAGGGUCCCCGUCAGCCUCCAGCGGGGCCCAGGAUGGCUACGUGCCCAUGGGCCCCCACGUCAGGUCCCGGCUGGGCCUUGCCAGCAGCUCUGAUGAGUACAUCCCCAUGAGCUCUGGGGGGCUGUCGAGCCCCCUGCCGGUGCUGCCUGUGGACCUGGAGCCUCCCCCUGUGAAUAGGGACCUCAAACCACAGAGGAAACCACGGCCGCCCCCGCUGGACCUGCGCAGCCUGUCCACCAUCCGGGAGCACGCGGCACUGAGCAGGACGCACACCGUGCCCUGCAAUCGAAGCACCUUUCUCUCUCCAGAAAGAAAUGGCUUUAAUUCUGCGAGAUUUUUUGCCAGCCCUGUUUCCAGAGAAGAGGAAGAAAGCUACAUCCCAAUGGAGCACAGGAUGGCCGGCCAUGUGAGCACUGUCUCUGGCAUGUGGACAAAAAAGUUCAGCCUGGACUACUUAGCUCUGGACUUCAACACCUCGUCCCCGGCCCCUGCGCAGCAGAAGCUUCUUUCAGAAGAGCACAGAGUGGACUAUGUGCAGGUGGACGAGCAGAAGACGCAGGCGCUGCAGAGCACCAAGCAGGAGUGGUCUGACGAGCGGCAGUCCAAGGCGUGAGGUGGCUGUGGCUGGGACGGGGACGUUGCCACGCGACGCCUGUGGGGUGGGGUGGGGGGGGUUGGGGGCCCUCGCAGCCUGGCACAACUGCACUUCGCCUGUGAGCCCUUGCUCGACUCGGUGCCCGCUGCUAUGGAGAGGACACAGAUGAGACUGCUGAGGCUGGGGAGGAACCACGUGAGCAAGAAGUGAUCGCAGCUCUCCAGGGAGCUUUGGCCUACUGGGACCGCCCCGCCAGAAGGCCCAUCUCAUCUCACUGCCCUUGAGUUUCACCCCACUCACACAGGGCCCCAGAGAAGGUGCUGUUGCUGGGAGAAGCAUCACCCGGUGCAUAGGGCCUCCGUCCUCUCUCCACAGCCUGGGUGCUGUUCCUGCCACAGGCCUUUCCCAGCUCCCUCACGGCCAUUCCUGUCUUCCCAAGAGGCUUCUCAGGCCAGAAGUGCAGACUGUCACACCUCUGUAGAGACGCCAGCGACAGCCAGUGGGCUCAGGCUGCUGUGGCAUGCAUUUCUCUGGGGGCUUUGGUGAAGCCCUCUACUGCCCAGUGACCCCAGCCACGAUGCUGGGAAGGCGUGUAGACUCAAGUAGGGUCGCCCCCCCCACCCCUUCACUUGAGGCUGUGAGUGCCAGCCAAGGCUUCUUUGUAGGAGAGGUCAUAGAAACCUCUCCUGUGACAGCAGGAUAGGACCUCAGGACCAAGUGCUUUUCCAGAAGCUGGCUACUACAGGCACAACUGUCACCACCUCAGACAAGGCAUUCUGGCUCCCCGGGUGGGAACCACACUGCUGAGUUAUCAGUGGGAAAUCCAACGGACCGAUCCGAAGCCACUGACUUCCGGACGGUUCCCUAAUUCUCCCUUCUGCUUCAGCGAUGACUCAGCCCCCAGACGCCAAAGGUCCCUGCUUUGCAGCGGGGGUGCCAGGUCCCUUCUACAGGGACACAGGUUCAGGGCAGGCAGCUUCCCUGAGGCACAGGCCUCUUCCUGCACUGAGCCGCAUUCGGUGAAGGGCACCUCAAACAAGGCACCCCCAUGUGGUGGCACCUUCACCGCUGCGAUACUGGGCAUUGAGCUGUGCCUGCACUCCUGACCCGAGCUCGUCGUGUGUCUGUGGGGCCACCAGAGGGCGCCUGCAGCUCACAGCCAGCACCCCACAGGAUGCAUGGGGCAACCUUGGCUGCUGGGUCCCUGGUGGGCUUGGGCCAAGGUGCGAGCAGCAGUCUGCCACCAUGGAGGUUCCACCAAGUAGCCGUGCCGGGUGUCAGGUGUCCGGACCACGCUGGGGGAGGUUGGAGCAGGAGCCUCUGGCAAGAAGAGGCAGAAGGCCGUGCUGAGCUGUGUGCUUCAGACUGGGCUGCCACAUGGCUCUGUGCAUGGCCUUCAGUUUCUUUUCCAAAUGACGGUGCCCGUUUCCACAUGGGCAGGGCAUCACCAUCACGGGCCAGCCUUGCCGCCACUGCCGCCACCUGUGCAGCUUGUGUCUGUGCUGGCAGCAGAAUGCACUAGAGAGGAUACCCGGACUCGAUGGCAGGCCUGCCUGGCUUCCCAGCAGAGGGCAGGGGCGCUGCAUCCGAUGGCUGUGUACGGCAGCCCACCGUGGCCCACGAGAGGGGCGUGCAGCCAUUUCCCGAGAGUCAGCAGGGCCCCCUUGCUGCAUGCCGCCCCACUUUGCUACCCAGUUCCCUUCUACCUCUCAAUGAGGACAUUGCUCCAGGUCAGGGAUGUGCAGAAGGAGACAGGCCAGUGGUCCCCUCUGGCUACAAGCCCAGGGCACUGGGGCUAAGGCCUACCCCUGGGGAGCGGGGCCCAGCCUUCAGGUCUGAGGGCAGACCCUGAGCUCUGCUACUCUCCCAGCGCCUCCCUGGCAGCCCUUCCUACCAUUUUUGUGCCCCAAGCCCCGGAUUAGAGAAACACGUAUCCUUGUGACUUCACUCCUGGCAUGAACAGCCUUACGAGGAGUCAGGGCUUCAUUCCCCUCUUUUGAAGACACCCCUUGUCAGCAUGGAACUGGCUUGGAAGCGCGGUGUAUGGGGCAUCUGCUAGUUCCAGGUAGAGACUGGUCUGCGCCACUGUUUCCAGCAGCUGAGCGGCAGGCUCGCAGUGCUGCUUCCGUGUGCCCCCUCCAGCUGCCUUGCCUGCCAGGGUUCCUUGUGCCACUACCUCCCUUUUCUUAGGACCUAGCCUCCCAGCUGUCCUGGGUGCCAGAUCACUAGAUCCCCAGGCCAGCCAGCAAGCCAGGCAGAGUGGUGGGGACUCAGGUUGGGGAAAAUAGACCAAAGGCCUCGAGUGGCCAGGCCUGGGGUGCUAGGGAGCAUGUGAGACUCCCCCCUUCUGCAGGCUGGCUGUUCGCGCACUCUAGACCCACACCUGUGUCCAGGCCCUGGGUAGCCCCCUGGCCACCCCAGAAAUAGAAAUAGACUGCAAAGCUUAAGGAGAUCUGGAAGCUGGUUCCCUUAUGCUCUGUCUCUGCACCCUGGCAGACACCCCUACGCUCCCGGCUUCCUACCUCUACGCUUCCCUUGACCGGAAAGUGCAUUUAUCAAUAGCAUUUCCUUGUGUAAACUUU
Molecule: messenger RNA, 4494 nt
Organism: Erinaceus europaeus (western European hedgehog)
Lineage: Eukaryota; Metazoa; Chordata; Mammalia; Eulipotyphla; Erinaceidae
Gene: GAB3
Product: GRB2 associated binding protein 3
Exons: 10
Coding region: 176-1930 (584 amino acids)
Source: RefSeq, a predicted model, not a curated record